AUGGACUUUCUAAAUGAUGAUGAACUAGAGCUGGAUUUGCCGGUAACUGCAGAAAUAUCCAAAGAGUUGUUUGGCACAGAAAUUGAAAAAUACCGUGAAUCUCAGCAUAAUGGGGCCGAUAUUGCUAACUUUGAUGUUGAUAAGUUUUUAAUAGAGAAGAAUUUUCAGUUCCUUCCACUCGACUCCCUUAUUAGAGAUCUAUCUGGGCUUUCACAGAAAAUGGUACAAACAUUAUUAGAACAGAUAAGAAGCAACUACGAUGACUAUUUGACUUUCUCCAGCACUUAUACAGAUGAGGAAAAUGGAACACUGAUGGAUUUAGAAAGAACACAAAGUGACCUACAGAAAUUUAUGACCCAGUUGGAUCAUUUGAUAAAGGAAGACAUUACAGACACACAAGAGAUCAUAAAGGAUGUCUUGGAAUACUUGAAGAAGCUGGAUGAAAUUUAUGGUUCGUUACGUAAUCAUUCACAACUGACUGAAGCACUAUUACUUGGUAGAAAAUUGAGUAAAUCUCUUCAUGAAAUGUGCGGUAUAGAGCCACUAGAAGAAGAAAUCUGCUCUGGCUUAAUCGAGCAAUUGUAUAGUUUGGUUACAGCGUCACGUCGAAUAUUGGAAUCCUUUUCUGAGUCGAACUCGCCGUAUAUUCAUCAUUUGCGCAAUGAUUACCAAGACCUCCUGCAAGAAUUUCAAAUCUCAUUAAAAAUUUUAACCGAAAAGUGUCUUGAAAGCCCAUCAAGUUUAAAAAUUCUAUCUUUGACAUUAGUCUCCGUUAUAAAACCUGCGUAA
Molecule: messenger RNA, 789 nt
Organism: Saccharomyces mikatae IFO 1815
Lineage: Eukaryota; Fungi; Ascomycota; Saccharomycetes; Saccharomycetales; Saccharomycetaceae
Gene: COG2
Product: Golgi transport complex subunit COG2
Exons: 1
Coding region: 1-789 (262 amino acids)
Source: RefSeq, a predicted model, not a curated record